GAAAGGAAAUGCACGUUUCGGCUUUCGGCCGCUACAGCCUCAAGCAACAUGGGACAGCGUGAACGGCGUGAUAGACGACCAUCCACCCGAUCCGACGACAACGUCAGUGACAAAGUUGCAUUGCUAGAGCCGUUUUCGCACCAGGUCGGAGGCCACGCAUGUUUUCUUUCACUUGAAGAAAGGACAUUGUGCAAACCGUUUACAUAUCGUGAAAGCAAGUUCUAUCAGUCCCUUCCUGCGGAACUGACGUCGUUCGUACCGGAAUUUCGUGGUAAGCUCAUGUCGUGCCCUGUGAAUCUGUACGGCUUUGGAGUUGAUGUUGUGUACGAUGAAGUAUCGGGUAAAUAUAACUGUUACGGCAAAUACCUGGGGCGACGCUUGACUGUGGACGGGUUCAAGCAAGUAAUUAAAUCGUAUUUUCAUAACGGCGUCCAGUUUCACUCAGUCCUGAUUGACUCGCUGAUACCGAAGUUGCAAACGCUUAGCAAGAUUCUCUUCUGUUGCAACGGUUUUCGUUUUUUCUCUAGCUCACUGCUGGUCAUAUACGACGGCGAUCGGUACAAUAACGAAGUAGCGGACAUCGACAUUCGCAUGAUCGAUUUUGAACAUUCCACUUUCCCUGGCUUUAAGGAUGAUCCAUCAUACGAUGGCCCGGACACAGGCUACCUAAAGGGCAUCGAAAGUCUCAUCUCAGUAAUGCGGCAGAUUCAAAGGGACGCGUACGACGCGAAGUAA
Soboliphyme baturini is the source of this 735-nucleotide messenger RNA. The record is from the annotation of a GenBank genome assembly. NCBI's taxonomy places the organism in Eukaryota, Metazoa, Nematoda, Enoplea, Dioctophymatida, Soboliphymatidae.